UGAACUAGACUGAACUAGCCAGUACUAGUCCGGAUUUGACUAGGCUUUCAGUGCUCGGGAUGACUUGUGUGUGAGAUAAGGAACAAGGACAGUGCUUGUAUUUGUUUGCUUGCCUUGCAUAACCUUGUUUGUCGGUCUGGUCAUCUUCCACUAGGGUUACGAUUUUAAGGUUGUGGAAAUCGCUGUAAUUCAUAGUGGUUUUAGUUCAGAGGACAACGGAGCUUUGUAUGAUCAUACGUACACACACAUUUACAUGGACACGCAUACACGCAUACACAAGUAAACCAUUUUUCUUCUUGCUUUUAAUGGUUAUUGAGAAUUUGUGUGGAUCAAGGUUUGCGACAGGUUUUCUCGGAAAAAUAAAAUAAAGUGAUUAUUGUUGUGUAACCAGUUAAGAAAGAUAAGAUUUGUGCAAUUGAGGAAAAUUAUUCAAUAUUUGGAUUUGUGGAUAUGUGUCUGCUUCUAUGAGAUAAGAAAUAUACACAGCAAAUUAUUUACAGUAUGGUGUGAUAUUUUGUAUUUUGCGUAACUGUGCAAAGAUUAUCCAUAACCUGUGCAUCUCUAUCUCUGCUGCAGCUCCCUCAAUGCUCUCAUAGGAAAGACGUUUGUGGUGUAAAUGUGAAGUGAACUAAACCCCAAGAUGGUAUCUGGGAGCGGGGGUCACAAUGGAGGGGCGGCAGGUGAGGGAGGAGCCGUGUUGGAGGAGGAGGAGGCCAUCAGAAUCUCCCUCACCCCCCACCUCCAUGCCCUCAUGAUGGCCUCACACCGACGAAACUCCUGCUGUCCUCUGCUCUUUGAGAGGGCGGCCGACACUUGGUGGGAUCCCAGAUUUGAUAGUGAAAUCCUUGAGGGUCAGUACCAGAGAUCUUCUCUACCAACCCUGACAGUACGGUUCCGCUAUGCACUAAUAUAUGUUAUAGUGAGCAGUCUUACCUGGACUCUGUAUUGGGCAAUCUCACGAACUUCACACUGGCCUUCAUGUUUAGCUGUAGCUGUGACGCUAGCCUUCUCCUCAGUUUUUCAACUUAUUUAUACUCGGACAAAAAGUUACCAGAGCCACCAGAAGAUUGUAUCAAUAGUCAUGUCUGUCUCUUUGAUGUUCGUGAGCCUUCUGCCGUACUCCCUACACAGAUCCACUCCAAAUGAUGAUCUCUCGUCUGUGGGCAUGUUUGCCAUAUGUAUUGAAGUUUUGCUCCUGAUCUACACAGUGAUACCCCUGCCCCUCUACUUAACAGUGAUCAUGUCUUUACUGUACACCGCCACAUUUGAAAUACUGAACGGGCUUAUUAUAGAGAGCGAGAUCAAACUGAUUUGUGUGCGUCUUGGUCUGCACUUCUGCAUCCACCUGAUUGGUGCCCAUAUCAUGAUUAUGACACAAGUACGAAUGCGUGGCACUUUUAUGAGCAUCGGUCAGUCUCUCCUGGUGCGAAGACAGUUAGAAAUUGAGAAGACCCUAAAGGAAAAGAUGAUCCACUCAGUCAUGCCUCCAAAAGUCGCAGACUGGCUCAUGAAGGAAACUGCUGCAGAGGAGAAUGAUGAUGUCACACACUACCGGGAGGACGGGGCUAUACUGAGACCGGUGUCAUCUCCACGGCCAUCUCACACGAGUGGUUUAGACUCUAUGUUCAGACCUUUCAACAUGCAUGGAAUGGACAAUGUUAGCAUUCUCUUUGCUGAUAUUGUUGGUUUCACCAGAAUGAGCUCAAAUAAGACUGCUGAACAGCUCGUUGACUUGCUGAACGACCUGUUUGGCCGUUUUGAUGACCUCUGUCAGAAGCAUUGCUGUGAGAAGAUUAGCACACUUGGGGAUUGCUACUAUAGUGUUAGUGGAUGCCCUGAACCCAGACCAGAUCAUGCAGAGUGCUGUGUAAAUAUGGGUCUGGCAAUGAUUGAAGCCAUCCGAGAAUUUGAUAUCGAUACCAACGAGGAUGUAAAUAUGCGUGUUGGGGUGCACACUGGGAAGGUAUUGUGUGGCAUUGUGGGUACCAAGAGAUUUAAAUUUGAUGUGUGGUCAAACGAUGUAACUUUAGCUAACCAGAUGGAAUCAACAGGGAAGCCGGGCCAGGUGCACAUAUCUGAUGCUACUCUGACCUUCUUACCAAAAGAUAUAUACAUAAUUAUAGAGGGAUCAGAAGUGAAAGGCUACAAGACACACUUCAUAACAGGUUACAAAUUAAAGCCCAUAGAUAGACGAGAAAAGUCCAACGAUCACUACAAUUCUCACAAGGAUAACAAGAAAGCCUCAAGCUUGCCAAACAUCCUGGACUGCGGGAAGGAAGCCGAUGGAAAUGGCAACAUGAAAACCAAGCCAGACCUGGAGGGAACGAAAAGCAGGCGUUCCCUUGCGCCAGCGAUAGACCUCCCUCGGCUCAGAAUACCCAGACUGCCCAGGAGCUCAGAUAAAGCCAAAGUUAAAACUGCAUCUCUACCAAAGAUUGGAAGCAAACAGGAGAAUAACAAGUCUGCUGAAUGGAGCGAGCUGUGGAGCGGAGGAGACCUGGAGGAAGGCCUUGGACCAGGGUGUGGCAACAGCCCCUCCACCCUCACCCCCACCUACACCUCCACCCCCACUACCCUCCCACCAUCACCACAGCCACCUCCUCCCACCCCCCACACCCCCACCGCACCAGAUUUACCCGAGGAUACGCUGGCCAUGCCCCACCUACCACGGGGAGGACUCCAGAACUCUUGGGGCAGCGUCACUGGCAAGGACCCCAGGAAGGACUCUGGCAUCAGAAGUAGACGGUCAAGCAUUCAGGCCCAGAUUUUUGCAAUUAAUGGUAUGAGUCCCGGAGACUUACUAACACAUCGAGUCAGUGGAUAUUACACCUCCAGCCAGUCUUCUGUUGCUGAAAACAAACUGGCUGAGAUGGGGGAAAGUGUGAGUGGAGCCGAGCCAAGCAGCAUCCCCCUUAACGAGAGCCUAACUCGCUUCCACCAGCUUAGAAAACAGUCAGAUCUGGAACUGAUCAAGUGUGUACAACGCGACACCAACCACCGGCAGUACAUCUUGGCUCCACCUCUCUCUCAGCUGACAUUAUUCUUUGUAGAUGAAGAGCUUGAAAAACAGUACCGGCAACAGACCCACCAGCCGAGACAUGACUCUCCCCCUACCUUAGCAUCUAGCCACUUCAAUACCUAUUUUGAUAUAUUGGUUAGUGUACUAGUUUAUAUUGUAGUCAGCUUCUCCCUCUUUGUUUUAUUUCCUUAUUCACAAAGCUGGCUUAUCCUCUGUUUGGUGUCCACAUGUUGGCACUUACUGCUGUUGGUCGUUUGCUCACCACAAGUUGUCCGUGGUGAGAAUUACGUCUCGUCCUCAUCUCGAACCUAUAGCCUGUACAGCAAAUUGACUCGGUGGCGCCCAUGGCAUGCAUGUGGGACAUCCCUCAUCUGUCUCCCUCUUGCGGCUGUCUUCUCAAACUUUUCCUGUGAGUCAAUGUGGGUCAGUGAUGAUAGAUACUCUUUGAAGUUCUUCUGCUUCUUAGCAUUUGUGGCAACAAUACACCUUUGUAACUUCACACAACUUAAUUGUUGGAUGAAGAAUAUUUUAGCAACCAUUGGGACAGUAGUUUUGUUGGUUCUGAUAGAGCCUUCCUUUUGUAGGGGAGAACAAGUUAAUGGGAAUUUCACCAAUAAUAAUAUUACAGUAUCAGAACAUGAGGAAUACGAAAGCAUUGGAUACCAAGAGGAGGUAAUGGCAGCAGUAUUACUUCUUGUGCUGGUUUGGUUCCUCAACCGGGAAUUUGAGAUAAGCUACAGGUUAAGUUUCCAUGGAUCAGUGAUGGCCAUAAAGGAUAAGGUCAGAGUGCAGACAAUGAAGGACCAGGCAGAAUGGCUGCUGCACAACAUCAUCCCAAGACAUGUGGCUGACUCCAUUAAAACUACUGCCAAAUACUCUGAAAACCACAAGGAUGUAGCUGUCAUGUUUGCAUCCAUUGUAAACUUCAAUGAGCUUUAUGAUGAGGACUACCUAGGGGGGAAGGAGUAUCUACGUGUCCUCAAUGAACUAGUCGCUGACAUGGACGAGCUCCUUUCGCAAGAUGAAUUCAAGAAUAUUGAGAAGAUCAAGACUAUAGGCAGUACUUACAUGGCAGCAGCAGGGUUAGAUGCCAAAGUCAGAGCUGAGAACACAGAUGCUCAUCAACACAUAUUUGAAUUGGUGGAGUUUGCCCUGGCCAUGCAGAAGGUUAUAGAUGACUUCAACCAGGAUCUCAUUGAGUUCAACCUGAUCCUGCGCAUUGGCCUCAACUUUGGUGAUGUGACAGCUGGUGUCAUAGGCACUACCAAAUUAUACUAUGACAUUUGGGGAGAUGCAGUGAACAUAGCCUCGAGAAUGGACUCAACUGGGGUACCAGGACGCAUACAAGUAAGUGGUGCUUGUGCUGCCAUCCUCAACAGGCGCUAUGAACUGGAGCGCCGUGGACCAGUCUUUGUGAAGGGGAAGGACAACAUGGACGUUUAUUUGCUCAAAGGGAGGAAGGACGACACAUGAAGGGACUACAACAACAAUGUAAGGUUUUGGCUUUGUCAAGACAAGUUAACUGAUUCAGAAUAUCUUGCUGAAUGUCUUGCAUUAGGUUAACAUUUCAUGGCCAUAGUUUCUCUGCUGGGAUGAGGAAUGUGAUUCAACCACAUGGUGUCAUUGCAGUGCAGUCUUUAUGUAGAGAAACCUUCCCAUGAAAUAAGUUAUCCCACUGGGUUUAGUACUAAUUUUUCAUUUCUUUUUUUUUUUCUUUUUUACUCUCUUUCCUUCAUUUGUUUUAGUAGUGAAAAUAUAUGCAAAAGAAGACUGUGCAUGUUCACGUCUGUAUAAGUGGACUCCUAUGCACAGAAGUCAUUGUGUGAUAUGUCACCAGGAUCUAGAAAGUGAAGGCACUGCCUUGGAAGCUGUGCCUAGAAAUAGUUGCACUAAUAACGUUGAGAUUACAAUGCACAAAUUUGUACGCUCAAAACUAACGGCAUUGACAAACUUACAGUGGCAGGAAUAAAAUGUUAAAAAAAACUCUUUAACAAGCACAAAAUAACUGAAUUUUAGGCUUAAGGUUUUCAUAGGAUGCAGUUCCUGAGGAAAGGUUUGAAUGAUUAAAAAGAAAAUGUGUGUGGAGAAAAAAUUCUUCCCUUCAAAUAUGGGUUUGCUUAUGUUAUAUUAAUAACUAGUGUUUAUGAGUCAUAAAUGAAUUUUAUUAUAUGUUCCAUUAUUUGUAGAUAUUUACACACACACACAUGUAUCCUUGUAGUUAUGUAUAUGUGUGAGGGAAUUAUGUGAGGUGUGCAAUUUAUUUAAGAAUUGUUUGCUACACUUAGUUCAGAUGAAAAUUUCUAUCUUUUUGAAAUGCAAUAUAUUUAUUUGCCUUUUUGACUCUGUCUACAAGACUAAGAAAAAGAUGAUCAUUUGUAGACAGUAAAUCAACAUUUGCUCUGCCAAUUAGAAGUAGAAUUUUUUUUAAUAAGUUAGGAUAAUACUAAAGGGAUUUUAUAUAUGCUUUUAGAGUCACAUCAAACCAUUACACCCACUCGUAUGGAAGCAACAAAGUGGUGUAAUGGCCGGUCUCUCCCAACCCAGUGCCAUCGUUCACUAUGAACAUUAGAGAGAAGGAAGGAUCUUUCUGCUUUUUCUUUUUAUUACGGUGUUUUAUUGUACUGUUAUAGAUGGGAGAAAAGAAUACCGUUUCUCAUUUUUGUCAGUGGAAAUGCAUUUACUUAAUGUGUUGCUGAGGUAAUACAUGAUGCUUUUUAGAGUUGAUUCUUUUAUUUCUGAAAGGGGCAGUGCGCCAUGAUCUUCUUUUAAACAGUGUUGCCUCCUGAGUUCACAUGGCUCUAUAUAUUUUUAUACACAAUUAUGAGAAGAAAAAAAAUAGCUCGAGUAUGAUAUGCAGUAUGAAAGGGACAGUUUAAUGUCAAGAUUUCUUAUAGAAUAUCUACAGCAAAAGGACUGUGAAGCACACCAGAUGUUCACAAAUAAGCAGAUGGAAGAGUGGCUUGAAGUAACAUUACAUGAAGGUAUGAGGACCCAGUGGAAGCAAGGGUCAGCAUUGUAUGUAGCAGGAUGCAGUGGUGUGGAUCUGACAGUGAAUCUCACACCAAUAGUGAUAUCUCUCCUUGGACUGCUAAGUUUUAAUGAGAUAUCAAAAACAGUGCUCAGCUGCGAAAAAGAUCUGUGAAAGAAAAAAACUAUAUACAUAUAUAUAUACAUACAUAUAAGUAUUUACUCUAUGCAUUAAUGUUAACUUUUUUUUUUUUUUACUCUAUGCAUUAAUGUUAACUUUUUUUUUUUUUUUUUUUUUUUUUUUUAUCUAGACAGAUGUUUGCAGCUUCACAGAGUCAAUGAUUUGAUACAUCAAAAAAGGAAGGGAUUGGUUGUUAUAAUGUACUGGCUUUUCACUGCUGAAUUAUGCAUUGAAGAAUUGCAUUUGCAAAAUCUGUUACUUUGUCCAUAUUAUGUUGCAAGCACUGUAAUUUGCUAUAAUCUUUUUGCAGAUAUUGUGAAUUGUAUUUUUUCAUAAUCAAUGGAAUAUAAUGUGAUGUUUCUAUGUAUGCAAGUAACCAUAUUAGAACCAGAUGGCCAGAUUUGUUUAUGUUAGUGAUGCUUUUACAACUGUCAAAAGCCGUUAUGAAGGACUCCAUUUAUUUUUUAAUGAAUUGCUUUUGAUAAAGCUCAAAGAAAGAUGGGAUGAAACAGAAUGAAAGUCGGAUGGUAAGAGACGCACCAUUCGUGGUAACAUUCAGUUGUAUUCAGUACUAUCAAGAUGAGAUACAACCAUGCUACAAAGGCAAAUUGAUUUAGAGAAGGUGGCUUGCAUGUCCACUCCUUGUCAUUUAACUAAGUGUUUAAUUGCUUGUGACUGUCUCUAGGUUAAACAAUGGAUGUGACUCAACCAGUUUUCAACCCGCAUAUCAAGUUGAUCUCGUAAUUUGAUUGACUUCGCAGAGGACAAGAAGAAAGUGAACUUGUCACUCCCUCGUGCCAUGCAGAUGGUCCUUUACCAGGUGGUAGUGUUUAUGGUGAAAUGCAAAUGCUGUAGUACAGGUUUGCUUGUCUGUUUUGCUACUUACAUUUCCUUUUAUCUUUCAUUUUUAUUUAUCCCUUUUUUUAUCCGAUAAUUUGGGUUAGUUAUAGUUGGGUCUGAGUUUAGGGGUUAUUAUCAUCUAUCUGUAAUUGUUACUGAUAAAUUUUGUUUGACUACUUUUUACGUGAAUCAUUUUAAGAUGAACCUUUUGCUACUCGUUUCCGUGGUGCUGUUCCAAAAUUUUGCAAACAACAAAUGGUUAAACUCGUCUCAUUCCACAGAAGCUUUUAGUUAGUAGAAAUCCCCUUUUUACUUUUCAAACACAGUAUUACGCCAAUGACCAGAAACCUUUGUUUAUCGGACCAACUGUAGUAGAGUAACACCCAGUUUGCGGGACCUUUGAGGUAAGCGGAGAUUGUGCCUUUCUAUAUUGUAGGUUAAUGUGAUUUUUUUUUUUUUUAUAUAUAAUUUAAAUAAUUCUUGUUCCUUUUUCUAAAGAGUUGAUAUGGGAGGAGAGGGAGGGAAAAGUCAGGAGUUAGUGUUGAGUGAGUCGUACAUACACAGUGCUUUGUAACUUGUAAUAUAUUUAUAUUUGUGGUGUUUUAAUAUAGCUAUCCCAUUUGUUCCAAGCAUUGCAUUGUGGCAGUAUAUGUUUAUUUAAUCAUAGUCAGCCUUUUUUUUUUUCACUCUCUUCUUUUCCUUUCUUUUGUCAGAAUCUUGUUUUAGCAUUGAACUAGUUUUUGUGUUUUCAAGCGUCUAACUAUACAUGCUGAUGGUAUACGUAAAUUGUUUCCCUGUAAAUCUGUUUUGUGUAUUGAAGGCUUGUGACAGACAUUUUUCCCCUCCUCUUUUUUUUUUUUCUCUUUCUUUUUUGAUUAUAUGAAUGUGCCUUGUUUUAUUUCCCCACCUCGUCACCUCUCUCCUUGGUUUCAGUGUUAAACGUUAUGGUAAAAAUGUUAAUAUCCAUUUAAUUGAUUAUCAUUGCCUUUUGUUUUGCUUUUCUCACUGCAUCUUUCUCCUGUCCUUUUUUUUAUUUCCUUUGAUAACUCCUUGCUUAUAUAUACAUAGAUUUAGUGCCAGUAUGUCCUUUUUGGUAUAGCCUUUGGUAUGUAGAGUCAGUGUAGGUGAGCAGUACCACCUUGGACAACCUACAGUGUGUGUGCGAUGAUCACUUUGUAAGUUCAGUCACUCUCAAGAUGCUUUAAACAAAUGUGCGAGUCACUGUAUGUAUGCCUGUUCCCCUAGUUCCUGUUUAAGAUAUCUGUAGGGUAGAAUUAUUUUUAUUAUGGAUUUGAGUUUUUUAAAAACUUUUCCUCUGUUUCUUUUUCUUUCUUUCUUUCUUUCUUUUUUUUCAAAUGCAAAAAUGGAGAAUGAUAAAACUACUUGCUAUGGGCUGAGAAAGUACUCAUUAGUGGGAGUAAAUUGCCAACUUUCUUUUAUUAUCAAAAACUGUCCUUAGUCAUUAAAUUUUCAUUCACACUUGAUCCUCCUGAGAGAAGAUAUGAUAAAGAGAGAUUUAUUUCAGAUCACAUACAAUGUAAUCUGCUAGUAUAUACAGAUGUGAUCUUGCAAGCCCUGUCUUAGGCAGAUCCUUUACAAUCAGGAACUGAUAUUUUAAUGCUAUAUGAAUAUCAUUUUUCUUUCUUUGCAAUGAAUAUUUCUUCUUUAAGGGUUACUAAGUUCAGUGUACUUCUUGUCAAGCAAAAUCCAGUAAUUGUAAUGAAGCAGUUGCUCACAGUGAAGCUAAUUUGUUUAUUAAUGCAGAGAACUGUAAAACUAUGGAUACCGAGUUGAUUUCUGUAGAGGGUAUAUUUAAGAGAAUGUGAUACUUUUCAUAAAAUUGCCUUCUCAAAGUAGACAUUGUGAAAAGCACUGAAAUCUAGUAUGUGUCAGAUUGAAAAAUGAUAAUCAAAAUACUUAAUAUGGAGAGUAAGUGAGAGAUCCAGAAUUAUAUGGAAAUAUACUCAUCUAGUCAGUGUUGAUUGAUCAGGAAAAAAGCAUGUAUGUAGAUUAUGCUAAAUACCUGUACAUUGAUUAUUAUUACUACAUUUAUUAUUGUUUCACAAAUGGAAGAAAAAUAAUGUAAAUUAGUUUUUUCCUAUCAUAUAUACUUUUUUUUAUUUAACUUUUUAUUUUACUUUUUUGAAUGGACAGAUGAAGAUGAAUCUGUGACAAAAAUGCUGUAUGAAGCUCUAGUAUUUAAGUAUGAAUCAUAGAUAUAGAAGCAGUUGCAAUGGUUAUUAAUAUUGUAUAUUGCAUUUAUUUAUGCUAUUUGGCCAGUGGAAGAUAACAAUGUGCAGUAAAUGGAAGAAUAAAUUAUGAAAACAUGAAUUAUAAUGAGAGCUUAGAGGAUAAUUGAUGAUAGAACAGAAUAUAUAAUAGAUUUAUUUCAUUUUUUUUAUUAUACAUAAGUAUUAUUGUUACCAUCAUCGUCAUAAUUUUUCUAAAGAUAUGAUACGUAAAAUAGUAGUUAAUCACUUCAUAAACUUAAUUAUAUUUUUAUGAAGUUCAUUAUUGUUAACACGAUGAGGCAUAAGAAAUAGGCUUCUGUAUAUUAUUAUCACCAUUAAAAGGCUUUUGAUACUAAUUCCAUUUAAGUUACCUAAAUGUCUGCUUUUCCUCUUGUCUUCCAAGGUUUAAAAUCCUUCAGUCUUUUAAUUCUUCAUUGUUUAUAAUAAUCUCAUAUUGAGGUUAGCUAUUUUUUUUUUCUUUCUUUUAUUUCUUUUGGCUAAAAUUUAUAUGGUCUUGUAACUACUUUGUGAUUUUUUUUUUUCUUUUCAUUAACUCUUGUCUUGAUAAAUUACAGGAUCUCAUCUUCCUAAGAGUCAAUAUUUGUAGGGGUAAAAUCACAGCAGAUCUCAAGUUCAGGUGUUGUCAAGUGUCACAAUACAAGGCCUUUUGAAGAAGAGUGUAUCAUUUGAUGGAAAGUGUAAGAAAAAGGCAAAAAGAAGGAAAACACAUCAUUCCUUGGGUGACUUGAGCUUUCUGUGAUGCAAUUUUUUUGUGUAAUAUAGUUUGACAUGGGCCUUGCCUCCCUUUUUGUACACUGCAUUUUGACGAGUAGAAGAAUCACAAGGGCAAGUGAUAUUGUUAGCCUAAUAAACCAAAAAAAAAAAAUAUAUAUGUAAAAAAAAAAGCAGUAUAAAAAAACACAUAAAAAUAAUAGUAAAAAAGAAAAAAAAGGAAAUUAAAGAAAAAAAAUGGUAAAAAAAAAUCAAUACUCAGUUGGUUAUAGCUUUAAUGCAUCUCCUGGGUCACUGAGGAAGAAAGAUACAUGAUUGUGGAACUGCUAAGUAAACUCCCGGAAAAUGUUUCUUGUUACUUCUUGUGUUUUCCUUUUCCAUCUUAUUUUGCACCUAGUCAUUACAUUUGAAGAAUUUACGUUUAUUGUUAGUGGUUUUGUGAACAAGAUAGAUGAAGUUUUGAGUUGUGUGUGAUCAUUUGUCCAAAUAUGAAGAUGCUAUUGCAAGUAAUGUUUUUACUGUGACUGUAUCAUACUCUUUUGCCAUUCAGAAGUUAUUUCCACUUUCAUUACAAAAACAAAAAAUGUACAGAAAAUGUAAUUUACCAAAUCGUCCAAAUUGUGUAGAGAUAUUUUACAUAGGGGUUUUGUCGUUUUAUUAUUAUGCAAGUAGACAUUCCAUAUUGGAACCAUUUUUUCAGCUCACAUUAUAAUAUAUACACAAAAAAUAAUGAUAAACAAAGACUUGGUAGUCCCAUAAGAAAUGUUCAAUUAAGGCGUUGGCCGAGGAUGUACGGAACAGAGGAAGGACUUUGGGCUAGAUCUUUUGAGAUAAGAAAUUAGCACAUUAGUCUGGGAAGAUGGGUUCUGCCUUUUUUGAAUAUCAGAUUAGUUCACUGAAUUUUAUGAUGUUUUUUCAUUGUACAUAUUCCAUUAAAAAAAGAAUUUGUGCUUGCAUUUUUUUUUUACUUCUUUGUUUUUGUGGAAAAAAAAAAGUGACUGAAAGAGAAAUAUUUAUUGACUAAAUCAUAGCCUUACAUAUUUUGUAAAUGGUAGUCAGAGUUUUUUUUUUUGUUUCUUUUUUAGCAUUAUAACCACAUUCCACCCAAUUAAUCCACUGCCAAAGUACUCAAUUUAUUAGAAUCUCCAAAAGAGAAUCUCAGAAGAUAAGAUGCUUACCAUUAGGUUACUGGAAUAUAUAUUAAUUACUUUGCUAACAUUUGUGUAUAUACCCUAAGUCAAGAUGUAUAUUCAGUAACCCGUCCCCUUAUACCCCAUCUUAAAAAAGGAAAGGUGAAAAAGAAAGAAAGAAAGAAAAGAAAAAUAUAUAGUGGAACAUCUUCCAAAUCUGUCACAAUACGAGACUUUUUCCUACAGUUCCCCCCUAAAAGAACUGACAUGAUUUUGUAUUUUCUGAGGAGGUUUUUAGACCUAGUGAGAUCCCCAGUUCCUCCUUCCUUGGUGCUGAUUCCGUGCGUCCUCGUCCAACAGUGUGAAGGCCUGCUUUCUAUGCUCCUUCGCCCCGCUGCUGGGUGUUACGUGUGUGGCUUGUCUAUUACAAUUUUUACUAUUACUUGUCUUUUAACUAUUUAUUGUUUUAAAAUGAUAUUUUUAUGUCUUGCCAAGCCAAACUGUAUAUAAAGGAAAAAUAUCUUCUUUAAGA
This is a messenger RNA of Penaeus chinensis, 11632 nucleotides long. RefSeq names its product adenylate cyclase type 9-like (gene Ac13E). The record is from RefSeq and is a predicted model, not a curated record. Gene Ontology annotation, molecular function: adenylate cyclase activity. Gene Ontology annotation, biological process: cyclic nucleotide biosynthetic process; adenylate cyclase-activating G protein-coupled receptor signaling pathway; intracellular signal transduction. Lineage: Eukaryota; Metazoa; Arthropoda; Malacostraca; Decapoda; Penaeidae. The transcript has 14 exons. The coding region runs from base 641 to 4492 and encodes 1283 amino acids.